This is a messenger RNA of Amoebophrya sp. A25, 863 nucleotides long. The record is from the annotation of a GenBank genome assembly. Lineage: Eukaryota; Dinophyceae; Syndiniales; Amoebophryaceae.
CUUCUACGAAGGUGGCGCGGGAACAUUCUUGACGGUGUUUUUCAAAUUUUUUGUCGAGGUGCAGCGUCGAAGAGGCACACCGGAUGCGGAAGGUCUCGCCCGUGUUGCGACUCAACUUUAAGGCUUGCUCUAAUGCACCUCUUGCUUCUAUAAGGAGGAUCCCUCAACAACCGUACUAUCAUCUUGUAUGCAGAUACACUACAAGGCCCUUGAAGGGAGGUCAUUACACUAAGGGAUCAUUCCUACUCGGCGUAGGAAAUUUGGGAAAGCUCUAACAACUCGUGAACAACCGACACGCGUUUGUAGAUCAAAGCGAUCCAUCGAUAUUCUACUUGCAGCAACCCACAGGUCCAGCCAGAGACGUGGGUGGUGGUUCUGCGCCUUCAUCACCGUCAAGAAGAAGUGGGAGUGGUCAUGCAGAAGUUGGCCAUGCAGGACGAUUCCCUCAAGAAGCGCAAUUGCUGCAGCAGCAGCGGCAGCAGCAGCCACACAUUGGCGGUGGUUCGGAGCCAACAUCAAGCAGUGCCAAUCCAGGUGAAGGCAGCGGGAGGACAAGUAGAGCAGGAGACGAGAUAGAAAUGAACACAUGGGGUGGAGGAGACGGGGGGCGUCAUCAAACAGGUGGGGGCAGUGACACAGCAGGACCAGGAGAUCCAGGGGGUGGGUCGUCGAGAGAUGCGAAUGCAGCAAAUCCAGUAGGUGAAUCGGGACACGUCUUUACUGGACGUGGCUACGUUUUGGGUGACACUUGAUCAUGCCGAUUUUCUUGAAAACAAAAAGCGCAACAUCUAGUGAGAAAUUUACAAACGAUAGGAAGAGGACUACUAGGUUCGUCUCAUGUGAGUUUAGGAAAGAAGGUGCAU